AAUUUAUUCUGCACGGUAUUACAAACGGUUAGAAGAACAUUAGUAAUAAUAGAAUUUUAAUAGGAUUUGGACUAUUAUUUAGUAAAAAUAGCUUUAAAUCGAAUAUUAAUGUAAUAAAGAAUGUUUAUAAGUGAUUUUGUUACUUUUCUGUGUUUGUAUUUAAGUGAAAUGAGCGUCUGUAAUAGGGCAUUUUUUCAAGCUUAUGCAAAAAAGAUGCAUUUUUAACGUUAAAUAAAAGUAAUAUAAAUCAAAAGGCUGAUAUAGUGACUACAUUUGCGUGUUAUAAUUUUUAAAUUUGGUCCACGCACUUAGACAUUAUAAGCAAAUAUAUCGUGGUAGAAAAGGAAAGCACAGCCCAAUGUUUAAUGAUAUUUUGAAUGUACGCUAAUUUCUUAUCAAAGUACAAACUGUUUUUUUUUUCGUAUCAGUAUUUACAUCUCUAGCGUAACGCGACCGCUCGUUUUAUCUUCAAUAUAUUUUACCGUCCUAUAUUGCGGAAACUUUGUAAAUUUUGUGAUACAAUGGAUAAUAUAACAAAGAUGUGGAUGGGACCACUGCCAAAUGAUUCGCCUUAUGUGAAGCCCUUUAGACUCUACUAUGUACAGAAUGGUGUCGAAAAAAAUUGGGAUUUAUUAAAAGUACAUGAUAGCGUUGCGGUAAUUCUGUACAACUCAACACGGCGCGUUCUAAUCUUUGUGAGACAGUUUAGACCAGCUGUCUACCAUAGUAAAUAUACUGCUUGCGGAUAUGAUGCGGCAGAAAUAGACUUGAAGAGAGUUCGCCCAAACAUUGGUAUCACUUUAGAACUGUGCGUUGGUAUUCUGGAUACGGACAAGGGUUUGCAUCAGAACGCUCGCGAAGCGGUAUUAGAAGAGUGUGGCUACGAUGUACCUCUCGAUGGUUUUGAACAAGUUAUGUCUUAUAGGUCCGGUGUAGGUUCUUUUGGUGCUGCUGAGUGGAUGUUUUACUCCGAGGUUACCGAUGAUGAUCAAGUUACUAAAGGUGGUGGUGUAGGCGAUGAAAUUAUUGAAGUUGUUGAGUAUACAAUCCCAGAAGCCGCAAAUCUGUUGUCAAAAGGUGGUAAAGUAAAUAGUCCACCCAGUUGCCUCCUAGGGAUAGCAUGGUUUUUGAUGAAUAAAGCUCCAAAGAAAAAUUGAUGUAGCAAAAAAAGUAUUAGUAAAUUAGUAUGUACAUGUGAAUAUGGUUCGGAUAAGAAUUAAUGGGUUAAAUUCAAAUUAAAAAAAAAAAAUACAAAAAAAAAAAAAAAAAAAUGGGAAGCUAGUAUUGUUAGAGAUAAUCAAUUAUUAUAUAGUACAUAUAUAGAAUUAUAUAUAUAUUUACUAUGAUAUAAAAAAUGGUGAUCAAUCAAAUUACAGGCAUACAAACGAUUUAGCUGCUUCCUGAAGGCAAUUGAAGGCUUUUAAUAAUUCGUAUUAAUAUUUUUCCUAUUACUAAAUAUCCUACAUAUGCUUACACAUGUAUACAUAAAAACAUUAUCCGAUAAUGUAUGAGAAUUAAAAAACAAUAAAUGAAGACAUAAUAGUAAUAGUUACUAUUUGUAAAUCUUAA
Molecule: messenger RNA, 1569 nt
Organism: Anastrepha ludens (Mexican fruit fly)
Lineage: Eukaryota; Metazoa; Arthropoda; Insecta; Diptera; Tephritidae
Product: uridine diphosphate glucose pyrophosphatase NUDT14-like
Exons: 3
Coding region: 522-1157 (211 amino acids)
Biological process (GO): ribose phosphate metabolic process; nucleoside phosphate metabolic process
Molecular function (GO): metal ion binding; UDP-sugar diphosphatase activity
Source: RefSeq, a predicted model, not a curated record